AAGUGCCUUCUUUUUUUAAAUAACUAGUUAGUCAGCUAGUGUAAAUUAAAGGUUGUAUCGACAUUAUGCUGAACGACAGUGAGUUUACUACGUUGCGGAAUAGAUUUCAAAAAGAUGCCGAGUUUCUCAUGCAAACAACGACAGCGGGUGACGAAGAUGAAAAGAGUCAGGAGGAAAAGGAUGCUAAACCUCUCCCUCGCAUUAACAGACACUCCAUUUUCUGGAUAGUUGCAUCUAUUGGUGUGACCUACUAUGUGGACUUUCUGCAUAACAUCAUGGAAAACGAUGACAUCAAAAGCUGGUGGUUCAAUGUAGGUCUGAUACUUCUUGGGGUCUGCCUGUCUCUGGCCAUGUUUUGCAUCGUGUACCUGGAGUGGUUCAAAGGCAUCCAGCACUACGACCAAGAGUACCCCGCCAUUCCUCCCAUCACCACAGCAGCCUUUAUCGCAGCAUCGUGCAGCUUGAACAUGGCACUGUGGCCAGUUUGGUCCUUCUUCACUCCACUCAUCCUCUUCACACAGUUCAUGGGUGUGGUAAUGUUCAUCUCUUUGCUUGGAUGAAUUGGACAGAUUGUGUGCAUUCGACAGACCUACACUUGCAGCAGACUGAUGAGAGAUGUCUGCUGAAACAACACAACUCUUAUUGAUGCUUUUGUCUCAGGCAGUCAGCAUUGUUGGAUCAACAGAGUGUCGAUGUUUUUAUGACACUGACCACCUCUCUUUAUGACUUGUCAUCAUUGUGUUUUCUUUAAGAAGCAAAGGACAACAGUGUCAAGAAACAGGACACUCUGUGUUGGGAGGUCUGCAAAGAGAACUUGUGAGUUUUGAGUGUAACAAGUUAAUGUUUUGAUUUUUUUCCUACAAGGACAAAAGUUAAAACAGAUUUUCCUUUCUGAAAGGUGUUACUUAUACCAUAAACAUUGGCUUUGUUCUAUUUAAAUGAUUCAAUAGAUCUUUCAGAACAUCUCAGAAGAUGUGACAGCGAGCACACAGAAUACCUGGGAUCUGAAACUACAGCAGCUUAACACAUUCAGCUGUAAUUCAUUUAAACUUACAUCCUCAUUGUUCCUCAUGUGAAAUGUUAAAAACAUCCUCUGGUACAAAGGAAAAGGGUGAAAACCCAACUGUCUUCAUUAAUAACCAUGUUAAUAAAAAAUAUUUUAAAUUA
This is a messenger RNA of Labrus mixtus (cuckoo wrasse), 1167 nucleotides long. RefSeq names its product transmembrane protein 128 (gene tmem128). NCBI's taxonomy places the organism in Eukaryota, Metazoa, Chordata, Actinopteri, Labriformes, Labridae. The record is from RefSeq and is a predicted model, not a curated record. The coding region runs from base 66 to 560 and encodes 164 amino acids. The transcript is spliced from 5 exons.